Heterobasidion irregulare TC 32-1 is the source of this 750-nucleotide messenger RNA. RefSeq lists its product as uncharacterized. The coding region runs from base 78 to 626 and encodes 182 amino acids. The transcript has 3 exons. Gene Ontology annotation, molecular function: RNA binding. The record is from RefSeq and is a predicted model, not a curated record. Gene Ontology annotation, cellular component: precatalytic spliceosome. Gene Ontology annotation, biological process: mRNA cis splicing, via spliceosome. Lineage: Eukaryota; Fungi; Basidiomycota; Agaricomycetes; Russulales; Bondarzewiaceae.
UUCGUCCCCCCGAAUCCAGCACCAGAAGAAGCAGGACCCUCUCAGAGCCCGAUCCGCACGGGUUCGCCGCGCGCUUGAUGGCGAAGUGGGGCCACAAGGAAGGGCAAGGCCUCGGCGCGGAUGGAUCGGGUAUCGUCCACGCGCUGACCGUCGAGCAGAUCAAGGCGGGCAAAGGUGGUAAGGGUAAUAAAAAUAAAGGCGGGCAGAGUGAGAACAAGGGAAAGGGCCCCGCGCUGGGCGGGUCGAAGAUGGGAAAGAUCAUCAACGCAAACGAGGAUGCCAAGGCACGGGAGGACAGAGAGCGGUUUGGGGAGCCGAGCCGGGUCAUCGUGUUGCAGAAUAUGGUAGGCAUCGAGGACGCCGCGGAUGACGAUCUGCGCGCCGAGAUAGGCGACGAGUGCUCGAAGAACGGCACCGUCGAACGCGUCGUCGUGCAUGUCGUGCAGCCGCCGCCGCCAAGCGCGGAGGACGCCGUGCGGAUCUUCGUCGUGUUCGCGGGCCCCGCGGGCGCGUGGAAGACCGUGCGGGAGCUCGACGGGCGGUUUUUCGGAGGACGCUCGGUCAGGGCGCGGUAUUUCUCCGAGAGGCUGUUUGGGCAGUUUGACCUGGACCGCCCGCUGGCGUGAGUAGUUGUGGGCUCUCGUAGGGUACGGCGGGUCGUCCAUGCCUGCUGUGCUUGUUGUGUUUAUUUUGCAUGUGGCAAUGUUUUGUUUUUGCUCGUGAAUAUGAUCCGUACCAUACUGUAGGACC